AUGAAAAUUAGGCAAUUAAGAAAAAGCAGGAGGCAGCAAGCAAUGACAGCCGGCAUAUAAUAAUGAAGAUCUAUGCAUACUUUCUCCGCCAUCAAUGAAUCGAUAAUGGGCUUCCGAAUGAGAUCAACGUCAUACAACUUUUUCUCCUUCAAAUAGCUCUCCGCAUUUUCGCCACAAUUUUUCAUUCCUUAAGUCUUGGAUGAAGGUAUUCUGACUCCUUCCCUUCCCCCAGAUUCUCUUUGGCCAUACACCUCAUCCAUCAAAGAUGGCGACUGGCACACUAUUUUUACAAGAAGAGAAUUUUUAUUAAAACAAACAGCGUAGAACUCUCUCGGGCAGAAGCAGUAGUGCCGUUCUAUUCUGCCAUGCUAGUAUUUUUUUUUUAUUUCUACCAUUUUCAUUGGUAAAAAGCAGCAGUUCUGCACAUAUGACUACGAGGACGAGAGGGAUGGACCAGCAUUUUUGUACCAAAUUGACUGGCGACCAGUACGGAAUCAUGCUGAUUCAUACCAAGACCUCACACUUCGGAAUAAGAAGGGGGCAUCUUCAAACCUCUAGGAUAGUCUCAAAGGAACAGUGGUCGGUUAAAUAUCCGUUCUCGACCUUCGAGAACCUUUUGCUGACCAAGAAAAUCUGCUUCCCAUUUUGGGAACGCGUCCUCAGAGUCGGCAAAGCUCCCUUUCACGGGGUAAAUCGAAACGUUUCUAGAAUAGUUUACACAGACAGUAGAUGGUCUCCAAUGGUUCUUGGAGAUAUUUACAGAAUACAAACAAAAUCAAUUUUUAAAAAGUUGUCAAAUUCGUUUAUCCUUGUUCUUAUCGUCCAUCGACUUGUACUGUUCUAACAGUGGGCAAGAAAAAGGUUACAUCAUUGAGAUUCAAUAGUUGGCAGAUGCUGUGUCAAGAAUUCAAUUGAAUUCUCAUCCAGCUCCUUCUAUAAUUUACAAUCGUUUGUUGAUAUGUUGAUUUUUUAAAAAUUAGCACUUAAAAGAGUCAUUAACAAAAGUUAGAUAAUCGAAAUAUCUUGGGGCUUUCAAUGAUGAGGUAUAGGUCAGAAGUGAUUGCAAUAGCCAUCAAUGAGAUGAAUAUUUUGGACAAAAUAAAAAAAUUUAAUCAGUUGAGUAGUUUUUUGGAUGUUGAAGAAAUUUUGUUUAGAUCCAAAGUUGAAUAUCAUCUUCAGUAUAAAACAUUGUACUUAUGAGAGGAAAUUUUGUGCCAACUCUCAAGUUAACAGCUGGUUUUUGUCAAAACAGCGCGUGCACGCAUCUUUAACGAAACAACAAAAAUUUUAAUAUCUGGAAAAUUUUUUAUUGAAGCUUGUUGGUUUUUGGAGUUUUUCUCAAAUACAAAAUUCACUCCUCUCCUAGUGUAUGUUAUUCCAUCUCUCGAAGGGUAGUACAUGAUUUUAUUACAGUAUGCCCAGAGAAUAAGGAAAAAGGAUAACUUUUUUACCGUGGUGGUUGUGGCAAGUAAGGUCCUCGUAGUCAGUUUUAACUAUAGUCUCUCUUGAGCAUCCGAACAGCAACAUACCUCUUCAUUAGUAGAAGUUGUUCAUCUUUUAUAACUAAUAGAACUCCAAAUGCAAAGUGAAAAUUAUUUUAAAUCCAAAAUCCAAUGAAGGUUCAGAAGUUUGGGUUAGAUGAGAUAGAAGACAUUGAUAUGAAUGUAGUAAAAAAAAUCGCUUUAGUAAUUUUUAAGAAAGUCAAAUAAUCCUCUAAAAUAUCAACUGAAAUAUCUGAUAUGUUAUUCAUCCGGUUCACCCCAGAUUCACUACGGAACAUCGUAUACAUAACAGGUCGGAAAACGGACCAUAAUUUCCAAUCAACCUUUGCCUUGCGAGUAUUCAUUCUUCCAUCAUGAAAGUAUAUUUGUGAAAUUCGGAGAUUUUUUAUUAAUGUUUCGAUUAAUGAUCUAUGUCCGGAGUACUGGAAGAUUUGUCGUUUUAUCUGCUCCCCCAUGAUUUUGAUGUUGGUUGGUCACCAUUUGUCCUUGUGCUUAUCUCUUUCUAAUUUCGCCCUCUAAUGACUAAUUUCUCAAUAUUUAUGGAAAAGGCUCGCUGAAAAUGUUCCCUAUUUUUUCCCCAUUUUUUACAUACCAAUAUUUAUGGAUAAUUUUUGAUGAUCCGGCAAUUACAAAAUAAACUUUUUCAACUGCAAGGGUUUGUAGAUGAACAAAAUCAGAUAAAAAACAAUCUAGAUAACGUUCACUCUGGGGUAUAGUCAGGGCAUAGUUAAGUGACAAAACUUGAGAUUUCUAACUUGAAUUUCAGGGCUUUUACUUCUGAAUGAAAGUCUUGUAUUUGACGGUUUUGUCAGUUCUCUACUUUCAAUAGCAAGUUAUCAAGAAUGUUAUGAAACACGCAAAAAAGUGGAUUUUUACGUCAUACCUAUGUGGAUGCGCUGCAAGAUUCGCAAUUUUUGAAUUUAGAGAAAAUAGAAAGAAAAUACGGUGAAAUUUCAACUUAUGAUAGCUGUUAUUAGUCUUUACUUUGAUGCGUCGUUUUAACUCGAUUGAUCCAAUAAUUUCUGAGAUAUAACAGCUUUUGUCAAUUUCGUUUUUCAUAAAUAUCUCACCAACUACUUCAAGGAUUUCAAAUUUUUUUUUCAAAAUACGCCCUGCCGUGGGUCCUGUCACUAUCAAUCGGAACCUCCACAUCUUCUCAGAUAAAAUUUUGAGAUAUCGGUGUUUUAGGUUUUAUCCUCAUAAUUGUUAUGAACAGCAUGAAUGAAAAAAAAAUAGAGAUAUCGAGUUGAAAUUUUGUAGACUUGUAACUCUCAUAACAUGAAAGGGUGCUAUUGUGGGUGAACGCAAUCAGCCGAUUGGUUCCAGAGAUAUUACACCUUUUGCAUGAAUGUAUUUCCUUAAAAAAUUCAUGAACCACUAAAUAAAUUUUGAUUUUUCUUUUCAAAAUACUCGUUUCGAUAGACACUAUACAAAGGUAUGAAAAUGUGUAUACUUGUUGAUAGAAAAAUCACGGGAUAUUACUAUUUUUACAUUUUUGAACUAUUUUCAGUAUUUUUGG
Molecule: messenger RNA, 3021 nt
Organism: Diachasmimorpha longicaudata
Lineage: Eukaryota; Metazoa; Arthropoda; Insecta; Hymenoptera; Braconidae
Exons: 2
Coding region: 428-844 (138 amino acids)
Source: RefSeq, a predicted model, not a curated record